CGGCGGCGGCGGCGGCGCGAGCUCCGGCGGUGGCAGCGGGGCAAGCUGCGCCGCCAGCGUGGAGCGUGCGGGUGCGGAGCGCGGGGAGCGCGAGUGCGAGUGGAGCGGACGUGUACAUCUCAUGAUUGAUGUGAAGAAAAUAGUCAUGGGCCAGUGAUCAAGAUACUUCUCUGAGAAAUGCUGCUGAUGCUGCUCUACACGGUUAUACAAUGAGUGUUUGGUUUAAGGAAGAUUUUCUUAUUUAAAAGAUUUUCAUCUUGGGAAUAUAUCAAGUGAAGAUUACCAUCUCUUGGGAAACAUUUUCCUCCUAAUAAAUUAUACUGGUAAUGGGCGACAUGGCAAAUAACUCCGUUGCAUAUAGCGGAGUCAAAAACUCCUUGAAGGAAGCCAAUCAUGAUGGCGAUUUUGGAAUUACACUCGCUGAGCUGCGAGCCCUCAUGGAGCUCAGGUCUAUGGAUGCAUUACGAAAAAUCCAGGAGAGCUACGGAGAUGUUUAUGGAAUUUGUACCAGGUUGAAAACAUCUCCCAAUGAAGGUUUAAGUGGAAAUCCUGCAGAUAUAGAAAGAAGACAAGCAGUGUUUGGAAAGAAUUUUAUACCUCCUAAAAAGCCAAAAACCUUUCUUCAGUUAGUAUGGGAAGCAUUGCAAGAUGUCACUUUAAUCAUAUUAGAAAUUGCAGCCAUAGUAUCAUUGGGCCUUUCUUUUUAUCAACCUCCAGAAGGAGACAAUGCACUUUGUGGGGAAGUUUCUGUGGGAGAGGAAGAAGGUGAAGGUGAAACGGGUUGGAUCGAAGGUGCUGCAAUCCUCCUGUCUGUGGUGUGUGUGGUGCUGGUAACAGCCUUCAAUGACUGGAGUAAGGAAAAGCAGUUCCGGGGUUUGCAGAGUCGGAUUGAGCAGGAGCAGAAGUUCACCGUCAUCAGGGGUGGCCAAGUUAUCCAGAUACCUGUGGCUGACAUCACUGUUGGUGAUAUCGCGCAAGUGAAAUAUGGUGAUCUUCUUCCAGCUGAUGGCAUCCUGAUUCAAGGCAACGAUCUGAAAAUUGACGAGAGCUCAUUGACUGGUGAAUCUGAUCACGUUAAGAAAUCUUUAGAUAAAGAUCCCUUACUUUUGUCAGGUACUCAUGUAAUGGAAGGCUCUGGGAGAAUGGUAGUUACUGCCGUGGGCGUAAAUUCUCAAACUGGAAUUAUCUUUACCUUACUUGGAGCUGGAGGUGAAGAAGAGGAGAAAAAAGAGGAGAAGAAAAAGGAAAAGAAAAAUAAGAAACAAGAUGGAACUAUUGAGAAUCGAAACAAAGCAAAAGCUCAGGACGGUGCAGCCAUGGAAAUGCAGCCUCUGAAGAGUGAGGAAGGUGGAGAUGGUGAUGAAAAAGACAAAAAGAAAUCCAAUUUGCCAAAAAAAGAAAAAUCUGUUCUACAAGGCAAACUUACAAAACUGGCCGUUCAGAUUGGCAAAGCAGGUUUGUUGAUGUCUGCCAUCACUGUCAUCAUUCUAGUAUUAUAUUUUGUAAUCGAUACAUUCUGGGUACAAAAGAGACAAUGGCUUGCUGAAUGUACGCCGAUUUAUAUCCAAUAUUUUGUCAAGUUCUUCAUUAUUGGCGUAACAGUUUUAGUGGUCGCGGUACCAGAAGGGCUCCCACUUGCGGUCACUAUCUCUCUGGCUUAUUCUGUCAAGAAAAUGAUGAAAGAUAAUAACUUAGUAAGGCAUCUGGAUGCUUGUGAAACCAUGGGAAAUGCAACAGCUAUUUGUUCAGAUAAAACAGGAACAUUGACCAUGAAUAGAAUGACAGUAGUUCAAGCUUACAUAAAUGAAAAGCAUUAUAAAAAGGUUCCUGAACCAGAAGCUAUUCCACCAAAUAUUUUGUCCUAUCUUGUAACAGGAAUUUCUGUGAAUUGUGCAUAUACAUCAAAAAUACUGCCACCAGAGAAAGAGGGUGGAUUGCCUCGUCAUGUGGGUAAUAAAACUGAAUGUGCCUUGUUGGGACUUCUUUUGGACUUGAAGAGGGACUAUCAGGAUGUCAGGAAUGAAAUCCCAGAAGAAGCACUGUACAAGGUCUACACCUUCAAUUCUGUCAGGAAGUCCAUGAGUACUGUUCUGAAAAAUUCUGAUGGAAGUUUUCGCAUUUUCAGCAAGGGUGCAUCGGAGAUCAUUCUGAAAAAAUGUUUCAAAAUUUUGAGUGCUAACGGUGAAGCCAAAGUAUUCCGGCCUAGGGACAGAGAUGACAUUGUGAAAACCGUGAUUGAGCCCAUGGCAUCAGAAGGCUUGCGAACGAUCUGUCUUGCGUUUCGCGAUUUCCCAGCAGGAGAACCAGAACCAGAGUGGGACAAUGAAAACGACAUCGUCACUGGCCUUACCUGCAUUGCUGUUGUGGGGAUUGAAGACCCGGUGAGACCAGAGGUACCAGAUGCAAUAAAGAAAUGUCAGAGGGCUGGAAUUACUGUGCGGAUGGUUACCGGUGAUAAUAUUAACACUGCUCGUGCUAUUGCUACCAAAUGUGGCAUUUUACAUCCUGGGGAAGAUUUCCUUUGUCUGGAAGGGAAAGAUUUCAAUAGAAGAAUUCGAAAUGAAAAGGGAGAGAUCGAGCAAGAACGAAUAGACAAGAUUUGGCCCAAGCUCCGAGUCCUCGCAAGAUCCUCUCCAACAGACAAACACACACUGGUGAAAGGAAUAAUCGACAGCACAGUCUCAGAGCAGCGCCAGGUUGUCGCUGUCACUGGAGAUGGAACAAAUGAUGGUCCUGCACUCAAGAAAGCUGAUGUUGGCUUUGCAAUGGGCAUUGCGGGAACUGACGUGGCAAAAGAAGCCUCUGAUAUUAUCCUCACCGAUGACAACUUUACGAGUAUUGUUAAAGCCGUGAUGUGGGGGCGAAAUGUCUACGACAGCAUCUCCAAGUUCCUGCAGUUUCAGCUCACGGUCAACGUGGUGGCAGUGAUUGUCGCAUUCACAGGUGCCUGUAUUACUCAAGAUUCUCCACUUAAAGCUGUGCAGAUGCUCUGGGUGAACCUUAUAAUGGACACGCUGGCUUCCUUGGCACUGGCCACUGAGCCACCCACAGAGUCUCUCUUACUCCGGAAACCGUACGGCCGCAAUAAGCCUCUCAUCUCUCGCACAAUGAUGAAGAACAUUUUGGGCCAUGCAUUCUAUCAGCUUGUAGUAGUCUUUACUCUGUUGUUUGCUGGAGAAAAGUUUUUUGAUAUUGACAGUGGAAGAAACGCUCCUUUGCAUGCUCCCCCUUCAGAACAUUACACUAUUGUUUUUAAUACCUUUGUGCUCAUGCAACUUUUCAACGAAAUAAAUGCCCGGAAAAUUCACGGUGAAAGAAAUGUGUUUGAAGGAAUCUUUAAUAAUGCCAUCUUCUGCACAAUUGUACUAGGCACUUUUGUGAUACAGAUAAUAAUCGUGCAAUUUGGUGGAAAACCUUUCAGUUGUUCUGAACUCUCAAUAGAGCAGUGGCUCUGGUCAAUAUUCCUGGGAAUGGGAACGUUACUCUGGGGCCAGCUUAUUUCAACAAUUCCAACUAGCCGUUUAAAAUUCCUCAAAGAAGCUGGCCACGGAACACAGAAAGAGGAAAUACCUGAGGAGGAGUUAGCAGAAGACGUAGAGGAAAUUGAUCAUGCUGAGCGGGAGUUGCGGCGUGGCCAGAUCUUGUGGUUUAGAGGUCUGAACCGAAUCCAGACGCAGAUGGAUGUAGUGAAUGCUUUCCAGAGUGGAAGUUCCAUUCAGGGGGCUCUAAGGCGGCAACCCUCCAUCGCCAGCCAGCAUCAUGAUGUAACAAAUAUUUCUACCCCUACACAUAUUCGAGUGGUGAAUGCAUUUCGUAGUUCUUUAUAUGAAGGGUUAGAAAAGCCGGAAUCAAGAAGUUCAAUUCACAACUUUAUGACCCAUCCUGAGUUUAGGAUAGAAGAUUCAGAGCCUCACAUCCCCCUUAUCGAUGACACUGACGCUGAAGAUGAUGCUCCUACAAAACGUAACUCCAGUCCUCCACCCUCUCCCAACAAAAAUAACAAUGCUGUCGACAGCGGGAUUCACCUGACCAUAGAAAUGAACAAGUCUGCUACCUCUUCAUCCCCAGGAAGCCCACUACAUAGUUUGGAAACAUCACUCUGAUUGUAAGCGGAAUAGCAACACACUAGCUGUAUUGUAAAGAAACAAAUUGAAAUUGAAACUGGGUCUCUUCACAUCUUGUGACGGACAAGAUUGAAUUCUUGUCUUUGGACUUCAACAGAAGACACACUUGUACGAAUGUAGAUUUAUUUUUUUAAAAAACAAAAAAGCAAAGCUUUCUGCCAGACUGAGGGUGCUUUUUUGGGGGGGUGGGAGAAAUGAACUGACCGAUCAACAGUAACUCGGCAUAUGUUGACCUGUGGAUCAUCAUUAGUACCUGCAAGUGGUCCUGAGCAGUGUAUUUAGCAGAGCUUUGGUUUAUCUCAGUCCUUGAUGGGAGAGUGGAAAGGGUAAAAGUUGAGCAGGCAAAGAGCCCUGGAUCAUUGAAAUGAUACUUUGAUUUCUGCUGUUGGCUGUUAAUAAUUUGGAUUAUUUAUGUUUAUAAAUGAUACAGAUCUGUUUACAAGGUUUGUAGAUACUUUUUUUUGUUCCUGUUCAUAGGUGGGAAGCUUCCUUAUAACUGAUGCAGAGAAAAAUUAGUCCUUCAAAUACUGCUGUAUUUUCAGGAAAAAAAGGGGGGGGGGGUGUUUCUAUUGAAACUGUACUAAAUUUUUGCCUACAAUUUACCUUGUUAAAUAUUGUAGAUAAAUUGCUAAUACUAAUAGCCAAAUAGAUAACACUAAUGCUUUGUUUAAAAAAACAAAAAACAAAAAAACAAGAGCAGUGGUGUUCUAAUGAAGUUACGGCAUCUGUCCUAAUUAGUUUCUUAAAUACAUUUACUACUUAAUGGUUUUGAAACAACUGUUUAAUUUUUAAAAUUUUUUGAAAACUUGCUAAUAACCUUUUGUUCAGAAUUUAGUAGAUUGUUUAAUGCAGGACAUCAACUACAUAAUGAAAGAGGCUUGAAAUGCUUUUGUUAUUUCAGGCAAAUCAACUAAAUCAAACUAUAAGAGAACCUUAGUCCCUUUUGUUUUCGUCUCAACCUGUUAGUUCAGUGGUGUCUUGGUGAACUGUGAGUGAACUGUAUUGAUUUUUCUAAUAAAUCCUUAGAAACCUUCAUACAGCAUGAGGGCUGUUGGCAUUUUGAAAAAAAAAAAGGUUAAUAAAUAGAAGCAUACAUGUUUUUCUUUUGUUUUUGAAACUUGUUUGUAACAUAAAUAAAUAUGCCCUUUUAUUAAAUAAAUAUACAGCGAUGUUGUUUUUUAAAAGGAAUUUCCGUUUCUUUACUCAGUUCUACAUAUAUGGUGCCUCAGUCACUUCUCUUUAAUCACAAUUGAAAUAAGUUUCAAGAUGGUAACAGCCCCAUGAAAAACUGCUUCAGUUCCUUGGCAGAAACCUGAUAAAAUGAGAUUACAAAAACCAUGGCAAUUUCACUUUUUAAUACAUUUAUCAUAGAAUUUAGUUUGUCUAAAAGAUUCUUCUGUUUUUUUUUUUAAUGAAUGACCACUCUUUGAUACAUUUAUUUUUCUAAGUGGCCAAAUAACUGAUUAAAUGAGAUGUAUGGAAAAAAGGUUUUAAGAAGGCCUAAAAUAUGUUUAGAUAGAAUAGUGAACCAUAUGUUAGAAUGCCCAUCUCUGAACCAAGACCAAUUGGACAUAUAAGCUGUGUUAACCUUUGUCUGCCCUCUCUCCCACUUUUUUUCCCUUUGGCUUUGUCUUUACUUAGAAACUGUCAUUGUGCUAGGGCACAGAUUCCACCAGAGAAAUAAUCCUCAGGCUGACAUAAAAGUUUACGGGGGACUUACUUCAACAUCUGGGAAUGGUGACCCAGCAAAGAAACAUAAAGGAUGGUGCUUGAUUAUUUUUGUUGGGUGGGGGAAAUCACUUUCUCUCCAUCAAUCCUUUGCAGUUAUCUUCUGCAAGUCUUUGAAACACAUUGGCUCUGUCAGCAUAUGUAUUGUACAUUUAUUCAUCAGGUAUUUAUAGCAAAUCACACUGUAUAAAGAGGUAGCAUGAUAUGCUGGAAAGCAUUCCAGGCUUGAAGUCAGAACCUGAUUUCUAGUCUUGGUUUUGCCAUAAAUGUGCUGCAUGACCUUGAAAAAAAAAUUAUCUGCCCUAAAUGAGGGUGAUUGACUCGACUCUUGAAGAACCCUUUCAACUCUUCCAAAUUGACCCUAUCAACUGGAGAAGCCGACAGGGCAUAGGGGAUAGAGAAAAGGGAAAUGUUUUCAGUUUUUAUUUUAUUUUGGUUAUGCUUAAAUAUGAAUGUAAUUUCCAAAAGAUUUAGAAGUGCAUGUGCUUUGGAGGAUUUGUAUUGAGCUUUUGCAGUAUUCAUUUUUCAACUUAAGGCAAUGGCUUUUUACACCCACCCUAAUCCAUGAGCGGGUCUUAGGACAUCCAUGAAGUAGUAGCAGGACAUGCUUAGUAUGUAUUUCCCUCUGUGAGACACUGUAAUUUCUACCAGAAAUUUCCAGAGCAUUAUGUAAGUAGGAAAAAUACAAGCGAGCUGUUAAAGAUCUUGGAUCCCAUUAUAUAGUAUGUAUAGCUGAAAUCAGCAUCUGUAAUUCAAUCACUUUUCUCUUUUAUCCUCUUAAAAAAAUGUUUAAUUUUGCAUCCCAAAUGUUUUUAAUCUUUGUAUAUUUUUUAAAAAUCCUUUUCUCCUCUUCAUUGCCUUUUUGUGGUUAUAAAUAGACUUUCUUGCACUUUGAAGAUGAGUUACUCCUUGUCAUCUUACAAAUAUGUGAUAUGGUAAUUUUCAUAACAGAUGUCAGUUUUGAACCAAGAAAUGGUGAUUUGUUUAUAAGAAAAAAAAAACGGCUUCAUUUCUGUGAAAUUGCUCUUUGAAAAUUUCUUUUUACACAUGUAAGCCAACUGAGAUACCGUGAUGGUGUUGAUUUCUUUCAAUGAUGCUUACCAUCUAUUUUAGCCACUGAGCCUUUUAUUAUUUGUCUAUUUGUAAAGUUUAUUUGUCUUAACUCAUUUAAUAAAUAUACUGUUUAUCUGUUUCUGAA
Molecule: messenger RNA, 7050 nt
Organism: Suncus etruscus (white-toothed pygmy shrew)
Lineage: Eukaryota; Metazoa; Chordata; Mammalia; Eulipotyphla; Soricidae
Gene: ATP2B1
Product: ATPase plasma membrane Ca2+ transporting 1
Exons: 22
Coding region: 327-4103 (1258 amino acids)
Biological process (GO): calcium ion transmembrane transport; regulation of cytosolic calcium ion concentration
Cellular component (GO): intracellular membrane-bounded organelle; membrane
Molecular function (GO): PDZ domain binding; ATP hydrolysis activity; P-type calcium transporter activity
Source: RefSeq, a predicted model, not a curated record